Aspergillus neoniger CBS 115656 is the source of this 2235-nucleotide messenger RNA. RefSeq names its product transient receptor potential ion channel family protein. Lineage: Eukaryota; Fungi; Ascomycota; Eurotiomycetes; Eurotiales; Aspergillaceae. The transcript is spliced from 2 exons. The record is from RefSeq and is a predicted model, not a curated record. Gene Ontology annotation, biological process: fungal-type cell wall biogenesis; transmembrane transport. The coding region runs from base 1 to 2235 and encodes 744 amino acids.
AUGCGAUUAAUAUCCAUGUUCAUCGGCCUUCUGGUCGUCCUGCUCAACUCCCCGCAGGCCGCCGCCACCAAGCUCAUCGAAUCCAAUGCCCUGAGUAUUUGCCAGGACAGUUCGAAUUUCACGGCCACUUACUUCAGUGUUACUUUCACCCCCGGCAACCGCUCGCUCACCUUCAGCUUCGAUGGAGUGUCUGCAAUUUCUGGAAAGGUCACUGCAGAGCUCGUGCUCGAGGCCUACGGUAUCCAGGUGUUGACCAAGACUCUCGACCCUUGUGAGAUGGAUCUUACUGGACUCUGUCCCAUGAAUGCGGGCACGAUCGAUGUUCCGAAAGCCGUCAUUACCCUGCCUGAGUCCGUGGUCAAGUCCAUUCCGAACAUUGCAUACACCGUCCCGGAUCUUGAUGCCAACGUGCGGAUCUAUAUCAACUCCACCACGACCGGUGAAGCCAUUACCUGUGUGGAAGCAUCCCUCUCCAACGGCAAGACAGUUUAUCAGAAGGGCGUUGGCUGGACUACAGCCAUUAUCUCCGGUCUCGGUUUGGCUGCCUCUGCCAUCACCUCGGGAUUGGGACACUCGAACACGGCUGCUCACGUCGCAGCUAACGCGCUCUCUCUCUUUGGUUUCAUGCAGUCUCAAGCAAUGAUUGGUAUGACAUCCGUCGCAAUGCCUCCGAUCGUGGAGUCUUGGACCCAGAAUUUCCAGUGGAGUAUGGGUAUCAUCCAUGUGGGCUUCCUGGAAACCAUCUGUACAUGGUACCAGCGCUCGACUGGAGGAACGGCUUCAACCCUUCUUUCAGACUUGUCCACUACGUCCGUUCAGCUGUACAGACGCAAGCGCUCCCUCGAUGACGAGCCCAUUGUCAGGAAGGCCACUGGGUAUUUCAAGCAUUGGCAGAAACGUGCUGAUGCCAGUACCCAAACUGCCACGGAUUCUAGCGUCAUUGUUCGUGGUAUUGAGCGUGUUGGCUUCAAGGCUGGAAUUGAAACCACGAAUAUCUUCCUGACCGGUCUUAUCUUCUUCGUUGUAUUUGUUGCGCUGGUGAUGGCCCUUGUCGCUGUUUUCAAACUUGGCUGUGAGGUCCUUGCUAAAAACGGCAGGAUGAAGGGAGACAAAUUCCAGGAGUUCCGUAACGGAUGGAAGGUUGUCGCACGUGGAAUUCUGUUCCGACUCACGCUAAUCGGUUUCCCCCAAAUGUGUGUACUCUGCCUGUGGGAAUUCACCCGGGUCGACUCAGCUGCGGAGGUGGUUCUUGCUGUGAUCAUGUUCCUUUCGGUGGUUGCAGCGCUGGGUUGGGCAGCACUGAAAGUGUUGCGUCUAGCCAAGCGAUCUGUCAUCAUGCACAAGAACCCGGCUUAUAUCCUCUACUCUGACCCUACCUGCUUGAAUAAGUGGGGGUUCUUGUAUGUCCAGUACCGCGCAACUGCGUACUACUUCAUCGUCCCGUUCCUGGGCUAUAUCUUGAUCAAGGGCCUGUUCAUUGGAUUGAGUCAGCCCGCUCCGGUCGUGCAAACCAUCGCUCUUGUCAUCAUUGAGGCUGCUAUGCUUAUUGCUGUCAGCGUCCUCCGGCCCUGGAUGGACAAGAAGACCAAUAUCUACAACAUUUCGAUUGCCGCCAUUAACUUCCUCAACACGAUUUUCCUGCUAUUCUUCUCGGAUGUGUUCAACCAACCUGGAAUUGUCACUGGUGUUAUGGGUGUUGUUUUCUUCGUAUACAACGCUGUUUUUGCUCUGGUGUUGUUGAUCCUGGUCUUGAUCGCAUCUGUUUACGCCAUCGUUUCCAAGAACCCCGACACGCGGUACCAGCCCAUGAGAGAUGACCGGGGUUCGUUCAUUAAGAACGGGGGUCAGUUGACCACCGAACUGGAUGCUCUGGGUGCUACCGCCCGUGGGGACAUGAAGGGGUCACCUUACCAAUCCAGUCCGUUUGAGGAUGACAAUACGUCCUUCUCGAGUGGAAACGGUGCCAGUGUUAGCCGUCAGAAUCUCGAAGCCCCUGAUGCCACGACACACCAGACCGCUCGUCAUUCCCCGGUCUCCCCUGUCGACCCGUCUUUGCCGCUAUUCCCUAGCGACAAUUCGGCCCGCAAUGGCCCUCCUGCCUACGAUGCUAAUUUCGGGCGUUCACCGUCUCCUGUACCACGGAACUACAAUAGCUCCCCCUUCCAAAACCCACAUGCAUACCGGCAACAAAACAACCCGAGCCCAUGGCAACGGGGAGCAGGUUACGACCACUGA